Messenger RNA from Stylonychia lemnae, 459 nucleotides. Lineage: Eukaryota; Ciliophora; Spirotrichea; Sporadotrichida; Oxytrichidae. The record is from the annotation of a GenBank genome assembly.
AUGGAAUACGCAGUCUAAUCUGAAAAAAUUAGCAUUUAAGAUGGGAAGAAAUAUGUUGAUACAUUCAAGGCUUAUCAAAGAAAGACACCAAACAUGAUUUGUGAUAACUUUUAAACAGUUGGAAACAGCAAUCAUGGAUAUGUUCCAUUAGUUGCAAGUAAUGUGGUUUAUAUGGAGGAGCUAAAGAAACUUAUGUUUGAUAAAUUUAUGGUAGACUAGCAGGGCUUAUUGAAAGAACAGUAGCUAAGAAACAAAGAAGAAUUUUUACUAAAGAAGAAGAAUAUGAACUUAGUUGAUGAAGUAAUGGUUGGAAUCAUAAGGUCAGAAAAAGGAUUGGCAGCGAUAAAAGGACUUGUAAAAUCUUACUUCAUGAAAGUGAUGCAAGACAAGGAAUAUGAAAAUGGAGGCUGCCAUGGUUAAAUGUAGGAGGAAUUUGAGAACUUAGUCUUCAAAACCUGA